AAUUUUGUGUGCGUUUUUUUUGACUGUGUAUGUAUGUGAAUACAUAUAUGUGUAUAGAAAGUUUCAUAGCUCUGUCUGAGAAUCUAAGCUGAGCGCGGCUACGAGAGCUUAAUAAAGUGUGCGAAAAUUCAAGAGAACAAAAAUAAACGCGAAACAAUUUUUUAGCGUGUCUUUAAAGUGCGUCGUGUGUUAAUAUGUUAAUUAAAUGUUGCUAAGUGUUUGCUGAUUACUUUUGAAACAACAAAUACAAUUAACGAGAGUGAGAGCAACAACAACAACCAACUCGUAUAAAAGUGAGGCAUAAAAUGCGCUUAAAUUAGCGCAGACUUGGGACAACAGCUGGUAACCGUAGAAGACAUCUUUAGUUGACUGAGUGCUUCAGAGACAGCAUGGCCCUGAAUCAGGGCAAGUAUAAGCCGACAAUCUGUGCCAUCGAUGAGGUGGACGAUCGCAGCUACAAGCUGCAUACGGGCCCAGACGAUGAGCGCAUUGGCCAUGGCAGCAAGCUUCAGAUCGAAGGCAGCGAAACGGCCCCAUUGACCACCAAUCAGCAGAAGCUGCACAUGGAUGAUGCUGAACUGACGCCCAAGGAGCUAGAGGCGGCACGCCAAGACGCCCUCAGCGGGGUCAGUGCUGUGGGGGGCGGAGUUACGCCCACAGCGAACACGCCGAACUCGACUCACGCUUCAGCAAAUGGACUGAGAGCGUUGCUGCUUCCAGGACGACGAUCCAUUGAUGCACUGAUGAGCCUGCCGCGCAAAAGUCGCAUUCUCUAUGUGGCCACCGCCUGCCUGUGCGCUCUGCUGCUCGUGAUUAUCAUCAUGCUGCUGGCAUUCUGGCCCGAGGUGCCAUUUCAUUUGCGAGCGCCGCUCUGCCUGCAGCGCGAGUGCGUCGAGAGUAGCCGCCAAUUGCUGCUCUGGGCCAAUACAACAAAGAGCGCCUGCCACGAGACUUACGACUGGGCAUGCGGCAACUUUGCCGACGAAUACGCCAACGGGGACUACUAUGUGAUUAAGCGCGGCGAAUGGAACUACAAGACUUACAAUGAGUAUCAGGAACUCAACGAACUGAAUCGCUUCAUAUCCAUGCUGCCCAAUGUCGCUGAGAGAGCAUACGCCGUGGAGUCGACCAUCAGCAGUCUUUAUCGCAACUGCCGCGACAUCGAUGCCCUGGACAAGAGUCAGUCGGAUCUGCUACUCAAACAGGCUAUCAAAUCUGUGGGUGGUUGGCAGGCGAUUUCGGCCACGAAUCGACUGCAGAACUGGGAGUACAAGAAUGCCCUAAAAUUGCUGCAAACCAAGUUUGGCAUCUUUCCCUACUAUCGUGUGAGCGUGGAGAACAGCUAUAAUGUGCCCUACGACUACGUCAUCACCCUGGACGAGGGCGACGUGGGACUGCCGGACAAGUUCUUUUAUGGCCCGGAUGCCGACGAGGAAGUCGUGCGCGGCUACAAGCUGCUCCUGCGCGACUUUGCCAUCAAUAUGGGCAUCGUGUCGCGCGAGGCAGAUCUGUUUGCAGAUGACAUUUUCCACUACGAGCGGCGCAUAGUGCAUCACAUUGAGUCAGCCAAGGGAAGCGGCGAGCGCCAGCAGAACAAACUGCUCCGCCUGGCAGAGCUGAAGAGCAUCGCGCCAUCGCUGCCCAUUCUGGAGUCUCUGCAGGCCAUCUUUCCCAACACGCGGAUCAGUGAGGAGACGGAAGUGCUGGUGCGUGAUGUGGAAGUGUUUCACGAGUUGUCCACGCUUAUCUCGACGUCAGACAAAAAACCCAUUAACAACUUUAUCAUCUGGUCGCUGGCACGUCAAAUGUUGCCGCAUCUGUCAAAGGAGUACCGCACGCUGGCGGAGCACUUUGAUCAUGCUAUUUAUGGACGGACGGCCACCUAUCCGCGCUGGCUCUUCUGCAGCAAGGUGGUUCGCGACUGGGUGCCCUUUGCCGUGGACGCACUGCAGCAGCAGCCGCCCAAGCAGCAGUUUGAGGGAGUGUCUCGCAUACGGAGCCACGAGCCAUCCGGCUUAAACAAGACGAUUGGCAACGAAAAGUUUCUCCAGCUGAUGUUCUAUAGCUUGCGCAAUCAGCUGCAGGAUUCGUUGGCGCAGGCCAGCUGGCUGGAGCCGACGGCUCGACAGUUUAUGCACAAGAAGCUAGCCGAGAUGCGGCUACAGUUUGGCAUACCCAGCGAAGUGCUCGACCAGCCGGACUACAUCAGCAACUACUAUAACGAUCUGCUGCUGAGUAACCUAAACUUUGUCGAGCACUUGGAGUCCAUUUGGACCUUCCGGCGGUCGCGCAUGGAGAACAAGCUGAAAACGUUGGGCAUGCUGGAUGUCAUUGUGUCCGAGAUGUACACGAUGGAACACCCACAGCCCAUUGCCUACUCGAACAAGCUGAACAUGCUGCUCAUUUCGCGCGUGCUGGUGAACAACAACUACUACGACUAUCGCUAUCCUGUGGCUGUGAAUUUUGCGCGCAUUGGCACGGACAUUCUGGAGGCGCUGAUCAACAAUUUUCCGACCUUUUUGCUGCAGUUCAAUGCCCAGAGCACGGACAUAAGCGAUGCGGUGCCUGAGAUUGAAUAUGCCAAGCCGGAUAUCAGUUGUCUGUCCGCCGGCCAGCCGCCGCAUCUCGUUCAUGAGCUGCGCACGUUUUCGCCGGAGGCGCUGAAGAGUUUCCAUGUGACGCUAAGCGCAGCUCGAACGGCAGCGCGAGCGCUUAGCAGCUUUGUGACAGCCAUCGAUGCGGGCACAGCUAUACAGGGAGCCGGCAUCGAUCAGGCGGUCACCUAUGAGGCUCUGGGACUGACCCGCCGGCUGCGUGUGCCCGGCCUGCGCUCCUACAAUGAGAACGAGCUCUUCACGCUCGCAUAUAUGCAACAGCACUGCAGUACCACGAUUGCGGACAAGGACUAUGCGCGCAUCAAGCCACAUGUGGAGCGGCAGUUGGCCGAGCGCUAUCUCUUCAAUGCUACCUGGCAGCACAUACAAUUCCUGCCACGCUCCACGAACUGUGCCGCCUCCGAGGUCAGCUGCUCCAAUUUGCUGUGAGGGCACAACUUGCCGCAUGUCUCCAUACUAUGUGUACAAUUCCUUAGCUCAGCAACAUAUUUAUUGUACUUUUUUUUUACAAACAAACACACGCACACACAUA
Molecule: messenger RNA, 3147 nt
Organism: Drosophila hydei
Lineage: Eukaryota; Metazoa; Arthropoda; Insecta; Diptera; Drosophilidae
Gene: goe
Product: protein gone early
Exons: 11
Coding region: 390-3044 (884 amino acids)
Biological process (GO): protein processing
Cellular component (GO): plasma membrane
Molecular function (GO): metalloendopeptidase activity
Source: RefSeq, a predicted model, not a curated record